This is a messenger RNA of Bactrocera tryoni, 306 nucleotides long. Its product is annotated as larval cuticle protein 65Ag1-like. The transcript has 2 exons. The record is from RefSeq and is a predicted model, not a curated record. Gene Ontology annotation, molecular function: structural constituent of chitin-based larval cuticle. Gene Ontology annotation, cellular component: chitin-based extracellular matrix. NCBI's taxonomy places the organism in Eukaryota, Metazoa, Arthropoda, Insecta, Diptera, Tephritidae. Bases 1 to 306 code for a protein of 101 amino acids.
AUGAAAUUCGUCAUUGUUUUCGUUGCUCUCUUCGCCGUCGCCAUGGCCAACUCCGACCAAGAUGCCCAGAUCGUGCGUUUGGACUCGAAUGUAGAGCCACUGAACUACGAAUAUGCCCAAGAAACCAGCAAUGGCAUCAGAUCAGAAGAAUCUGGAAAGAUCAAGAACUUGGGCACCGAACAGGAAGCUAUCUCCGUCCAAGGCUCAUACUCUUACACCGGUGAUGAUGGUCAAGUUUACACCGUCAACUACAUCGCUGAUGAGAACGGUUUCCAACCCCAAGGUGCCCAUAUUCCAGUUGCUUAA